AUGGAAAAUUCAACACAAGGAAAUGAAAACAUUCAGGGAAAAGGUACCGAAAAAUAUGAGAAAUGGACGUCGGAAGAAAGCAAUGAGCUUUUAAAACUCAUGGUUGAUGCUGCCACACGUGGUUGGCGUGAUAGUAAUGGUCUGUUGAGUAAGAUAACUAUAGAAAAACAUAUACCUCCUCAUCUUAACCAAAAACUUGGGGUUGAAAAGACUUAUGCCCAAUGGGAUCAUGUGACGAAGAAAUUCACCGCUAGUGAUGAAGUAUGGGACGAUUACUUUAUGUCACAUCCUGAAGAUAAAAGUUAUCGCACAGAUACUUUUCUAGACCAUGAGGAUUUGAGAAUUGCAGUUGGAAGUGGGACAGCUGUUGGGACACACUCAAUUGCAUUAGGGGAUGAUACUGAUGCAAGAACUUCUUAUACUGAAGAAAGAAGAGUUAGUGAUAGUUUAAUAGAAUACUUCAUGUAUGAUCCUGAUACUGAAGCAUUUAUAGUAACGGAUAAGCAAGAUUUUAUAAGUUCAGAG
Molecule: messenger RNA, 525 nt
Organism: Olea europaea var. sylvestris
Lineage: Eukaryota; Viridiplantae; Streptophyta; Magnoliopsida; Lamiales; Oleaceae
Exons: 3
Source: RefSeq, a predicted model, not a curated record